CGUUUUCCUUGUAUUUGCGCAGAGAGGACAUUCGGACGAGCCUAACGCGGGCUUCUCUGAUGUAUCCCCCAUUCAGCGACGCUGCCGUUCAGCUAACGGCGCAUCUCCACGCGCUGUUUGCGCUUCUCACGUGCGCCCGGAUUUCCUUAUCUGUUUAUUUACAACACCGCGGCUUAUUGAACAAGAUCUCUUCGCUACUUUAAGGAGAAUAAAGUUCGUAAUAAAUAAUGCAUACAAAGUUAAGUGAUCACUUCGCUAUGGGACCCAGCCAUAUGAAGGCUGAUGGGAAAUGCAGUCUCUCACAGCUCAUUUGAAGGCACUCUGGUGAAGGUUGUGAUCAUUAGCUGAUGGGGUGGUGGCUAAAGAAGAAAACAUUUGAAUCAUCUGAAUAGAGCAGUGGUGCCAAAGUGAACGGAGAUCUCUGACUGCCUUCACUCUAAAAGCAAAGCCUGUCGGGAAGCCUACAGCCAGUGAAACAGAAGCAGUAACAUACAAAGAUCUAAAUGUGAAGCACUCCCAUGAUGCAACAUGUGUCCCCAGCCCCAGCACUGACAAUGAUGGCUGCACAGAGUGUUCCGCCCCCUUCGUACCAAGAGAGCCAACAGAUGACGGGUACAACUCAGCAGACACCCAAGGCCCAGCCAGUCCACAUCCCAGCAUCUUCAACAUCAGGGGCUACACCAGUAAGUGUGGCCCUUGACCCACAGGCUCAGCUGGAAUCCGACAAGCGAGCAGUUUAUAGGCACCCACUCUUCCCACUGCUGGCUCUGCUCUUUGAGAAGUGUGAACAGGCUACACAAGGUUCGGAGUGCAUCACCUCAGCAAGCUUUGAUGUAGACAUUGAAAACUUUGUCCACCAACAAGAGCAGGACCACAAGCCCUUUUUCAGUGAGGACCCUGAACUUGACAACCUGAUGGUGAAGGCAAUCCAGGUGUUGCGGAUCCACCUGCUGGAACUGGAGAAAGUCAAUGAGCUCUGCAAGGACUUCUGCAACCGCUACAUCACUUGCCUCAAGACCAAGAUGCAUAGUGACAACCUUCUUCGUAAUGACUUGGGUGGGCCAUACUCCCCCACACAUAAUUCCCUCAGCGUUCAGCAGGACCUCCUACAGAGCUCAGCCCCCUCCAUGACAACAGUCUCCAGCUCUGUCAACCCCUCCGGGAUCGUUGUCCCUGCAAGUGCUCUGCAGCAGGGCAACGUCGCCAUGACGACCAUCAACUCGCAAGUUGUUUCAGGUGGGACCUUGUACCAGCCGGUUACCAUGGUUACCUCACAGGGUCAGGUGCUGACCCAAGCCAUCCCCCAGGGAACUAUCCAGAUCCAGAAUACACAGGUCAAUCUGGAUAUCGCCUCUCUUCUGGACAAUGAUGACAAGAAAUCAAAAAAUAAGCGUGGUGUCCUGCCCAAACAUGCCACCAACAUCAUGAGAUCCUGGCUCUUCCAACACCUCAUGCAUCCCUACCCUACGGAGGAUGAAAAGCGUCAAAUUGCUGCACAGACCAACCUCACUUUACUGCAAGUCAACAACUGGUUCAUCAAUGCACGGAGACGAAUCCUCCAGCCUAUGCUGGAUGCCAGUAACCCUGAUCCGGCACCAAAAGCCAAGAAGAUGAAAUCUCAGCACAGGCCAACCCAACGCUUCUGGCCAGACUCUAUUGUCGCUGGAGUCCUUCAGCCUCAUGGAAUCCGUGCUGGCAGCAAUGCUGAUGGUACUUUGACGAUGGACAACUUGCAGCCUCUCUCAUCUGAUUCUGCAACGCUAGCAAUGCAGCAAGCCAUGUUGGGUGGUGGUGGGGAAGAUUCACUCGAUGGCACAGAGGAAGAGGAUGAGGACGAAGAGGAAGAGGAGAUGGAGGAAGAGGAUGAGGAGGAGGAGGAAGAAGAACAUCGACAGCAGUUGCAUGCUAGCGCAGUGGGCGACCUGAGCUUGGAGCACAAUGAGUCUUUGGAGUAAAGCAGGACUUGGGUUCCAGUGGGGGAGAGGAAUGGGGUGUGGUGUCCCAAGCAUGGGUUUAAUCUGAACCACAAGGACAUGAGGGACAUGAAGAUACUCCUCGUCAUACUUUACAAAAUCACCAUGAUCUGAAAAGAUUUUGCAUAUGAAAAAAAAAAAAUACCUUGACUUUGAGGAAGAUUCAAUUAUUGUAAUGCAAAAUGGCAGUGACAGCAGCCAUGUUUUAUUUAAUAUAAAAAUUAAAAGAUUGGACCAUUGACUUGCUCUGUCUGUCAACAAACAAAUCCAGAGAAUGGCCCACUGCCCUUAUCUUGAAUUUAAUCAAACAUUUAAAAAAACACCCUGUCUCACAGAUCUGAACUAUACUGAGAGUAUAGGGUCAAAAUGAAAGUGCUUUUUUUGUCUUGAAUGAAACUCAGAUUUAAUGAAAAAGAGCAAAAAAGUCACAACAGAGUUGUAAGGGCACAUGAAAGAUGACUGGAACAGCCAAUAAGAGCAACAAGUAACUCAAAACAUGCAAAACAAGGUUUCUGCCCUUCAUCUCAAUCAGACUGGUAAUGUAAGUGAAAAUAAUUGUCGCGAACUGGAUGGAUGCAGGGCUUGGGGACUUUAAAAGACACUGAAGAUACAGAUUCAUUUGAAGGCUCCAUAGACUGUGAAAGACAUUUUUCUGUUUUAUUUUAUAUGUUUCAACUGUAGGAACAAACAAACAAAAAUGCAAAUGAAGCACCUCUUCUCCAGCGUGUGUGCGUGUGUUGGCGUGAAGAAGUUCUUUUUUUCUGUUUGCACAGAUUCACUGAAUGUUCUUUGUAAAGUCAGCUGACUGGUUUCUGGUUUUAGUUUUUAUUUCUGCAUGAUAUUAUUUUGUCCACCAAAGGAAUCACACACCCUAUGACUGAGCCCUGGACCAAUUGGUAUCAAAAAAAGCAGAAAACCUCUCUGGCCUAAUCCUAGUGGUCAAUAUUCCCAAAUCAGGGCCUUAAAAAUUUAACAAGGGAACCAAUGCCAGCCUCCUGGACAUAGUCCUAAUUACCACAUUACUCGGCCAAUUCUGGAAAAGUGAACCAUAGUAUUACUAGCUGUCUAGCUACCAGUAGCCCAGCAUUAUCCUUUUAACCAUAACUAGACCAAUGAGCCAAUUAGACUCCUCAUUCACCCAAAUCAAAUACCUGAAUUAGAUUGUCAUCCAGUCACAUUGCUGGCUAACCGUUAAUGUGCUCUCAUGUUCAUCUUUUCAUCUUUCCAUUCCCAACAUUUCUAAUAAUUAUCAGUUCCUCUUUCUUUUAGGCUGGCAUCUGUGGAGGAAUAUUUCAGAUAAAAAUAAAUAAAUGCUUUUUAAAAUGUGACAGUAAAUACAGUAUUUGGGCAUAAAUAAUUAAAUGUGCCAUGAAAUGUUUUUGUUGCCUAUUUACUGUGUUUUAAUUGAUCAGUUUUUGACAGAAUAGACAUACGUCAUCAGCCAUUAAGUGCCCAUUUACAGCAGACACUUCAGAUGAAGACUCCUGAUGAAUUCAGAGCUUCUUGAAUUGAAGUAACUGCUUUAUCCCGCAAGUCUAGGCAACUGUUUCUUUGCAUUCGUAUCUGCCACAGACAGGCAGAGUCAUGACUUUAAGCAUCCACUUUACUAAUCAAAACACAGGCUUAGGCAUUAGAGCCUGCACACUCAAAUUUGAUGUGUGUUAAUGACAGUUUUCAUUUCAAGGAGUAUUCCUUGUUGCAUGAAGUGUCACUGAAAUAAAUACAUGAAACAGUUAAAUACAUACAUAAAGAAAAAAGCAACAAAACAUAUAUCAGGAAAUAUUUAAUUAUUUAUGCUUAUAUAUCAUUGUGUUUUUAUGUAUUUAUUGUCACAUUUCAGAAUUCUUUUAUUUAUUUAUUUAUCUAAUUUUGUCCGAAACAUUUCUCCAUAGACAUUGUUACAUUUAAUGUUGAAAAUGAUUAAAAACUGAACCGCAGCAACAGGCAAGACCUUUCUCCUUCAGAUCCCGUCAGUCUCAUUUGUGAGAGCAUUGGAUUAUGGAUUACACAUUUGCCUCAGAACUGCCACAAACACAAAACGUUGGAAGCGCUUUACGUGUUCAGGUCUGCUUUGGACUGCCGCUCACAGUGGAUGACAAGCGGAUGUUAUGGGCCUUAUUUCAAGCGGGCAGGGCCCCCUUGGUUGGACACGUUGCCAUUAUGUUAUAGGCUGCAAUGAAAUUCAAAAGCACAGAAAAUAAAUGAGACUUAAUUGCUGGGAACUUAUUUAAAAAACACAAAAUUUCCAAUAAAGAGAUUCUGAAUGUUUAAAAUAUAUAAACAGUAAUUUAUCUUUUUUGUUAUGUUUUUACUCCUUUCUUGUUAACUUUAAUAUUUGUCUUGGUGUGCCAGGAAGACAUUCCAUGAUACAAAUGAGACCUUAAAAUGUGCAACAGUUGGCUUACUGAUUUAAUCUUUAGACAAAUGUCUAUUUUCUUUUUCUGUUAUUUGUGAUUUCUUAAAAAAGGUCCUGCAAACCCUGAAUAGGAGUAAGUGGGAGGAUGUCAUUAAAAUUGCUUGUUAAAACAAGUUCAUUUUUAUCAUAAUGAUUAAUCAUUGAAACUAAAAUGUGACAAAGUUUAUUUUGGUAUUUUUUUGGUUAAAA
Molecule: messenger RNA, 4578 nt
Organism: Erpetoichthys calabaricus (reedfish)
Lineage: Eukaryota; Metazoa; Chordata; Cladistia; Polypteriformes; Polypteridae
Gene: pknox2
Product: pbx/knotted 1 homeobox 2
Exons: 14
Coding region: 519-1955 (478 amino acids)
Biological process (GO): regulation of transcription by RNA polymerase II
Molecular function (GO): RNA polymerase II cis-regulatory region sequence-specific DNA binding; DNA-binding transcription factor activity, RNA polymerase II-specific
Source: RefSeq, a predicted model, not a curated record